Xylona heveae TC161 is the source of this 1308-nucleotide messenger RNA. Its product is annotated as MED6-domain-containing protein. Gene Ontology annotation, molecular function: transcription coactivator activity. The coding region runs from base 7 to 1110 and encodes 367 amino acids. Gene Ontology annotation, cellular component: core mediator complex; mediator complex. Gene Ontology annotation, biological process: regulation of transcription by RNA polymerase II. The record is from RefSeq and is a predicted model, not a curated record. NCBI's taxonomy places the organism in Eukaryota, Fungi, Ascomycota, Xylonomycetes, Xylonales, Xylonaceae. The transcript is spliced from 3 exons.
AUCGCAAUGUCUGGCUCAAAGGAGCCAGCACUUGACGAGAUCCAAUGGCGGUCUCCUGCAAUUGCCCAAUCUAUGGGUGGCAUUCAUACAAAUACUGUUCUUCCGUAUUUCUCACAUUCUCCCUUCUUCGAUUCGACUUCAAAUAAUGCUAUCCUCACGACUCAGGCUACCUUCAACAUGGCCAUGUUUCACUUCAUACAAACGAGGGAGGCAUUCGAAGGCCGAUUGCGCACAAUGCAAGGUCUUGAAUUUAUGGUAGCUCAUACACCCUCGCAACCGCCACAUGGAGGAAUGCCUCUUGGGCCACCCGACGAGAAUACGACUGGGGCAUGGAUCAUUCGAAAACAGAUUCGUCGCAAGCGUCCUGGCGCUGAGGACGAGAUCACGGUGCUUAGCUCGUACUUCGUAGUAGGCGAGAAUAUCUAUAUGGCUCCGUCUGUGAGCAACGUUAUUGGCAGUAGAAUGUUGUCAACAGUCACCUCAUUGACGCGUUUCCUCUCCACUGCGUCCUCUUUGCCCAUUUUCUCGCCGUCCCUCGGACAUAUCUAUAUUCCGCCGGUUCCACAACAACAAGCGACGAGCUUUGCGGGAACAUCGACGCAGGUCAGCAAAGAGAACACUCCCAUGCCAGAUUCGGCGAGUCAAGCCCAGAGCCAAGGAAAUGGUUCCAAAUCGGCUGGUAUCGCGGUCAACACGGCUGCAAGUUCAGUUCAAGAACUCCGCGCGCUAGAGGAUUCCUUUGCUCUUUCCUUAAAAUAUGCUGGCAAUGAAUAUAUGGAUGACAAUCCGCUUGUGGGCGAGCCCGGAUCUUUCAUCAUUUCAACAGGACGAGGUCCCCAAUCUACCAGCACAGCAACUCCUCAGCCCCCAACAGCAAAAAUAACUUCUCUACCUUCAAGACCAUCUGCUCCUCCUACUCCGCAGCCUAAGUCUCUCCCAUCGCCAGCUGCGGCUGUGGCUGUGGCUGGCAAGAAAUCAGCAAGGAGUGCGACUAGCGAAAAGAACCCUACAGUUGCCGGACCAAAGCCCAAAAGACGCAAGAGUAAAGUCGGUGGCUCGGCGACUUCUCCAACCACUCCCACAACUCCUGGAGGCGCAAGCCCGAAAUGAUGGGAGGAAAAUUGUUUUCUUGCCCCUAGCUCAAGCUGAUUUCCAGCUGUUUUAAAAUAAGGAGUUUGGUGGGCAUUUAGGAGAAUCUGAAUGACUUAAUGCAUACUUUUAGGCGUUUGAAAGGGGAUAAAUUUUGGGCAGCGCACGCGCUUCUCACAAAAUCCUGGGCAUUUUUUAGAUACCUGCAUCUGGCGGAGC